This is a messenger RNA of Exaiptasia diaphana, 768 nucleotides long. Its product is annotated as venom prothrombin activator oscutarin-C non-catalytic subunit. The annotation marks the transcript as partial. The record is from RefSeq and is a predicted model, not a curated record. Lineage: Eukaryota; Metazoa; Cnidaria; Anthozoa; Actiniaria; Aiptasiidae. The transcript is spliced from 6 exons.
AUGACAGCCAUCCAAGUUGACUUAGGUUCUUUYAAGCGUAUUGUGGGAAUUGUUGCCCUGGGACAAAACAGUAAUUACGAAGYAGAUGAACCUGACACCAACCUUUGGGCACAAUUUGUCUCUCACUACACAGUGGAAUUCAGCCCUGAUGGAAGAAUAUGGACCGAGAUUCUAGAUCAGCAAGGAAAACCUASGGUUACUUUGAUUUUUAAUGUUUCUCAUUUUAAGGUWACUCAACACUACGAGCUCUUUGCYRUAGCAAUCAAUAGAGAAAAAGGACUUCCUAGAGCACACCUGCAGACUUUGGAUCCCAAUAUACACGCACGGUAUGUUCGCUUAAACUUCCAAGCUUAUAUCAGGACUGCCUGUGUACGGAUGUUUGACGUCUUUGGCUGCGAAUCAGAAAUUGCAAAGGAUAACGUUCAAAGAGUAGAAGAGCCAAAGAAAAAACUCCAAGAAGACCAAUGUAGCUACAUGAACCCACUUGGAAUGGAGUCUGGCGAAAUAAAAGACCAUCAGAUCGAAGCGUCCUCGUAUCGAGGAGAUUAUUAUCCAUACCARGCAAGGUGGAGRCAACAUCCUCAAUAUGAYAAACGCAUUUGGUGUGUCGAUCAAGACCCCAUGGUUGGUGACCGAGCUCCUUGGAUAAGAGUUCGCUUGUCUUCCUGGACAAAGUACGUCACCUUUAUUCGAUACAAAGCUAAUAUCAAAGGUUAUCAUAUGCACAUAGAAUUGAGUAUGGACGGUGUUCAGUGGAGACUUUACAAG